Messenger RNA from Erythranthe guttata (spotted monkey flower), 1928 nucleotides. RefSeq names its product laccase-15. Lineage: Eukaryota; Viridiplantae; Streptophyta; Magnoliopsida; Lamiales; Phrymaceae. Gene Ontology annotation, biological process: lignin catabolic process. Gene Ontology annotation, molecular function: copper ion binding; hydroquinone:oxygen oxidoreductase activity. Gene Ontology annotation, cellular component: apoplast. The record is from RefSeq and is a predicted model, not a curated record.
AUCACCCGUGUCAACACUCAACAUGCUGUAAAAAGGCCUCAGUAUUUUUACCACACAAGAUUAAAUAUAUAGCCUUAUAUAAUUCUCUGUAAAUUUUAAUUCUUCAGAUCUCUAUAAAUUCCUGAAUUAUAGCAUUUCAGAAAGAAGCAUUACGAGAGAGAGAGAGAGAGAGAGAGAGAGAGAGAGAGAGAGAGAGAGAGAGAGAGAGAGAGAGAGAGAGAGAGAUGUUGUUUCUUAAAUACAUGCACAUUUUACUGGUCACAAUAUUUGCCAACUCCCUCUGCCUGGAGGCGAAUAAUUUUCGACGUUAUCGCUUCGUCGUGAAGGAAGCUUCAUACAAGAGACUUUGCGAGACGAAGACUAUCUUGACGGUCAACGGCAAAUUUCCGGGGCCGACUCUAAAAGUUUACAAUGACGAAACCAUAAUCGUCGACGUUUUCAACAAAGGAAAAUACAACAUUACCAUCCACUGGCAUGGAGUGAAGCAGCCAAGGAAUCCAUGGACAGAUGGACCAGAAUAUGUAACACAGUGUCCAAUUAAACCAGGAAAUAAAUUCAGCCAAAAAGUAAUAUUUUCUAAAGAAGAAGGUACACUGUGGUGGCAUGCACACAGUGAUUGGUCCAGGGCCACGGUGCAUGGAGCAAUUAUCGUCUACCCCAAACCCGGAUCCGAUUACCCGUUUCCUAAGCCCCAUGCAGAAGUCCCCAUCAUUCUAGGAGAGUGGUGGAAAGAAGAUAUAAUGAGAGUGUUGGAGGACUUUGUUGCUUCUGGUGGGCAACCAAUUGAUUCUGAUGCUUAUACUAUAAAUGGUCAGCCUGGUGACCUUUAUCCAUGCUCAAAUAAUGAUACAUUCAAGAUGAAAGUGAAAUACGGCAAAACGUAUCUACUACGCCUCGUCAACGCCGACAUGAACGAAAUCCUCUUUUUCGGGAUCGCCAAACACAACCUAACUGUCGUGGGAGUCGACGCAACCUAUACGAAACAACUCACGAGGGACUAUAUCGUAAUUAGCCCCGGCCAAACAAUGGACUGCCUCCUCCACGCGGACCAAGACCAAAACCAAUACUAUUACAUGGCGGCGAAACCCUACGUGAACGGAGUCGGGGUCAACUUCGACAACACCACCACCACUGCAAUAGUCCAAUACAACGGAACUCAACAAAUCCCAUCUUCGAUCGAAUUACCUAUUUUACCCCCGUUCAACGACACCGCUUCCGCGACAAACUUUUCCUUUAGUAUCCGAAGCCUCAACACGAAGCUCCACCCGUCGUCCGUACCUUUGAAUAUCACCAAACGGAUCGUGUCGACUAUCUCGGUUAACGUCUUUCCGUGCCCGCCCGGUCAAACGUGCGCGGGCCCCAACGGGACUCGCUUGGCCGCAAGCAUGAACAACAUAAGCUUCGUGAACCCUCCGAUCGACAUUCUAGAGGCCUACUUCUACCAAAUCAACGGUGUGUUCGGGAAGAAUUUCCCGAUUUUCCCGCCGUUGGUUUUCAACUACACGGCGGAUUUCAUUCCGUUGGAGCUCGAGAUUCCGAAACGCGGGACCCAAGUUAGGGUUAUCAAGUACAACUCCGAGAUAGAGGUGGUUUUCCAAGGUACGAACGCGGUUGCCGGCAUUGAUCACCCCAUGCAUCUGCAUGGAUUCAAUUUCUACGUUGUUGGUUGGGGUUUCGGAAACUUCGACGAAGAAAACGACCCGUUGAACUAUAAUCUUAUCGACCCGCAGAUUCGUAACACGAUUAUCGUCCCGAAAAAUGGGUGGGUUGCUAUCCGGUUCAAAGCAGACAACCCUGGGGUGUGGUUUUUGCAUUGCCAUUUUGAACGUCACUUGACAUGGGGAAUGGAGACUGUGUUCAUCGUUCGAAGCGGAAGAGGGCCGACUGAGCGUGUUCUUCCACCGCCUGCCGAUAUGCCACCGUGUUAA